This is a messenger RNA of Erinaceus europaeus (western European hedgehog), 4586 nucleotides long. Its product is annotated as 2'-5'-oligoadenylate synthase 1-like. Gene Ontology annotation, cellular component: cytosol; nucleoplasm; membrane. Gene Ontology annotation, biological process: regulation of ribonuclease activity; negative regulation of viral genome replication; defense response to virus. The transcript has 7 exons. The record is from RefSeq and is a predicted model, not a curated record. The coding region runs from base 41 to 1891 and encodes 616 amino acids. NCBI's taxonomy places the organism in Eukaryota, Metazoa, Chordata, Mammalia, Eulipotyphla, Erinaceidae. Gene Ontology annotation, molecular function: double-stranded RNA binding; 2'-5'-oligoadenylate synthetase activity.
GCUCUGAGGCCAAAGGCUCUCUCACCCCUGCUCCGGUGACAUGGCAGAUCUCAUUGCCAUCCCUGCAGGGGACCUGGAUGCCUUUAUCAGGGACCACCUCCUGCCAGACACGCCUUUCCGAAGGCAGGUGCGAGCAGCAGUGCACACCCUCAGCACUUUCCUGCAGAGGAAGCCUUUUCCAGGGGCCCUUUACCCCGUGAGGGUGUCUAAAGUCCUCAAGGGCAGCUCCUCAGGCCAAGAUAAGGCCCUGGUGGGCCGUGCUGAUGCCCAUCUCCUUGUCGUCUUCCUGGAUGAAAUCAAAACCUUUGAGGCACAGCUUCACUGCCGAGGAGAGUUCAUCAAGGAAAUUAGGAGACGGUUGGAAGCCUAUCAAAGGGAGAAAAUGUUUGGUGUGGAGUUUGAGAUCCAGGAAGAGAGAUCUGAGGAUCCUCACGCCCUCUGCUUCACACUCAGGCCCCCAGGGCAAGCCGGGUCCAGGGAGCAGCUGGAGUUCAAUGUCCUGCUUGCCUUUGACAUCCUGGGUCACUGGAAUGGACGCAAGCCCAAGCCCCAAAUCUACAUCAGGCUCAUCCAAGAGUGCCAGAACCUGAAGGCCGAGGGCACAUUCUCCUCCUGCUUCACGGAGCUGCGAGGAGCCUUCUUCACACAGCUCCCCGCCAAGCUGAAGAGCCUCCUCCACCUGGUGAAGCACUGGUUCCUGAAGUGUCAGGAGGAGCGAGGAGGGCCGCUGCCCCCUCAGUAUGCCCUGGAGCUCCUGACUGUCUAUGCGUGGGAGCGCGGACGGCAGAGAAAAGAUUUCGUCACAGCGGAGGGGUUUCGGACGGUCCUGGAACUAGUCCUGAGUUACAGGUGGCUUCUCAUCUACUGGAAAAGAUAUUACAAUCUCCAAAACUCUAUUAUUAAAGAGUAUUUGCAGAAACAGCUCAGAAAACGCAGGCCCGUGAUCCUAGACCCCGCUGACCCCACAGGAAACGUGGCUGGGGAGGACCUGUGUGCCUGGGCGCGGCUGGCAGAAGAAGCCCACACCUGGUUGAGCUACCCCUGCUGUAGGAAUUCAGAUGGAUCCCCUGUGAAGGCCUGGGGCGUGCAGACAAAACGGAGACAGAGCACAAAGAGGAGGACAGUGAGGAGACGUGUGUUCAAGGGGGAUGGAGCCCUGCUGGACAGCACCCUGGACUCUCCCAGUGUCCCCACUGUUAUUGGCAGGCAGGUUCUCCAGGGGGGCUGUCCUGCCGCAGGUGACAGACAGCCCACAAGUGGCCCCCAGACCCCAGGAAAAAGAGAGCAGGACACACACCGCCCUCUGAAUGGCCACACUUCUUUGCCAAAGAACUCCAGGCCCAUGGGGGCCAAUCCCCCCAUUUUUAGGGGAAGAAGAGCACCUCAUAGGUCCAAGAGGGCAAAAGCCAUAGCUCAUACCAGGAGACACACACUCCCCAGGCGCUGUCCCUCCCUUGGUGACAUACAAACCCCCAGGGAGGAGAGAAAAGCUCUGAAUGCCAGCACUUCUUCACAAAAUAGGCCCAGAAUUACAGGAGCAGCUCCCCUCAUUCUAGGCUGGGGAAGUGCAGUCUACCAUUCUAAGAAAGCAGAGGGCACCCACCCUCCCAGCUCCCCCCUCUUACACAGGCAGUGUUCCCACACUUCCCCUGUCUCACCCAAGCCUAGUCUCUACAAGAUCACAGGAGAGACUGGGGAGAGAGUGGGACCUGGCCUGGACUGUCCUCUCUGCACUUGCCAGAGGGUGGUGGGACCAAAGAAGAAGAAUACAGUGGGAAUACCAGCAAGUUGUACAUAUGGGGCACGUAUUAAUCCAAAGUCUGCAAAGAAGACAUCUGUCUGUGAGAUAAAAGGGCGUGUGUCUAUGCCGGUGUUACUGCAUGAGUGCUAAGUUCACCCUGAGCACCUGCUGUACGCCAUUCGCUGUUCUGACUCCCAGACAUAGUCGUGAGCAAAGCGGACAGAAAGACCCUGGCCUUGUGGAGCUUAGAUUUGUGUGUGACAUUUCAUGCUGGCUCACCCCAAUUUUCAAUGACAAAAGAUUCUGAGACAAGCAUCUAGGGCUUAUCUUUUGUCCACACCUUUGAUUACUUGAGACUCAUUUGGGAAGAUGACCAACUCAGCAUCAGAUCUGCCACUGAUGGAUGUACCUUUGCCCGAGGAACUGCCCUGAAACAGAGAAUGAGAAGGAUGACUUGUGGUGAUGGGGAUGAGCCUUCCUAUGUAAAGAAAUGGGAACAAUCACUAACAUGGCUGAGCCCUGGGCCCUGCUCUGACUCUGUGCCAGUGCUGCACUGAACACACUAGCAGGGACUCUGUGUGUGUUUUAGGAACUCUUGUUGCUAGUUCCCACUCAGAGACGGUAAAGGGGGCUCAAGAGUCAGCCUGUGCACACUGCUGGCAGAUGCAGACAUGGAAUUCAAACCCCGCCCAGCUGUCUUUAGACAGGCAGGCAGGCACAGGGGCUGCCGGACCAGCUCAGCUGGGAGGGCCGUGCUUUCUUUCAGCCUGGGCAGUGACGUGAGGGGAAUUAUCCCGAGGAAAGGAGGCACAGAGAAGCUCAGUGUUUACUCAGGGUUUCACAGCACUUGGAGCCACCUGCCAUCAGACUUAAAGCCCCUGCUGACAGAGGCCAGCAGCUGGGGAGGGGACGCUGCCCAACGGAGUCCCGAGGGUGCACACCAAUUAGCAUUUAUUAAAAACACCACAGAAGCCAGAGCACAAAGCAGAAUGUCUUUCUCUCUACAAGCUGUGGUUCCCUUGUGGGUGUGAUGGAUCAGAAUCCACAGCUCCAAUGACCUGACCUUCACCCCUUCUCUGUGGAGUCUCUGGUCCUUCCACCCUGCCCCAUCCAUCUGGACUCACCUUGAUAAUUUCAGACACCCACACAUGGUAAGGAGCACCCCUGAAACACCUCUCCUCAGGAAAGUGCAGAGGAGUAGAUGGCUGCUCUGACCCACCUCCAGAAAGGUGUGCUCACCACAGGUGGUCCUCUGUGACUGUGUCCAGAUCCCUGGCUGCGACAUGGCUGAGCUCUGCCAUGUCAGGAGCAGGGACGAGAGCCUGUGGCCUCAGAGCUGACUCCCCUGGUAGCAGUCAGUCUCUUCUCUCUCCACCGCCCAGUCUGGACUAUUGUUUUCAUUCCUUGAGAAAGGGGAUCUUCUUGGUCUUUGAUAGGAAACAGUCCUUGGGUCCUGGCACUGUCUUCCCAGCAGCCUCUCCCACUGUGGAAGUUCCCUCUGUCCUUUCCCCAGCAGCCUCAAACACAGCCCUUCCAGGCCACUGGCUGCACUUCCUGCUUUUUAGCCUCCACGAUCCCUCCAACUGGAAAAAGCACAAUUACUAUUUUGUUUGUUUGUUUUUGCUUCCUUCUUGGUUGCUUUUGUUGACAAAACUUGUCUAUAGUUUUCUGUGAGCUUUAGAUUAAUGCCCACAUAGUGGGAAAAGAAAGAAGAAAGGAAGGAAGAAGGGAGGGAGGGAGGGGGGUGGGCCAGGGGAGGGGAGGGGUGUGGUGUGGAGGUGAGGUGAAACUGGGAGAUAGUGGAGCAGGAAGACCAUCCAGGGUUCUAAAGCUCAGGCUGCCUGAAGGCAGUAGGUUCAGAUGUUUUUCUAGAAACACACACACACACACACACACACACACACACACCCUUUUCCUUUCAAAUGACCUCAUACCAUACACUUUGCCUUUUUUUUAUUGAUAGACUCUACCUCUUUCUACACUGCUUAAUUUUUCAUCAAUAUACUUAUUUAAAAAAUGUAGCGUGAGAGAGAACAGAGCACGGCUCUUCUGGGACUCAGAUGGCUAUCACAGACUGGCUUCUUAGAAUUUCUUGCUUAUGGCGAUUUCACUUGACAGAAAGUAGAGCUCCUAACAUGGGAGUGGUGUGCGAGCUGCGGCUGACAGCUAAACAGGGCAAGUAAGACUCAGUAGUCAAAAUGCACAGUGUAUGCCAGGCUUCAGUUUGUGUUCUACAUUCUGUGCUCUGGACAAAUUCCUAACACCAUGCAGCCAGCACAGUGAGCCCACACUCCCUUGCCCACCAAGUCACUCUUCUCUGCUUGGACUUCAUCCAUUCUUUUUUUUUUUUUUUUUUGCCUCCAGGGUUAUCUCUGGGGCUCAGUACCUGGCAUUAUGAAUUAACUGCUCCUGGAGGCCAUAUUUUCCCUUUUGUUUCCCUUGUUGUUUGUCAUUGCUGUCAUUGUUGGAUAGGACAGAAAGAAAUGGAGAGAGGAGGGGAAGACAGAGAGGGGGAGAGAUAAACACCUUGCAGACCUGCUUCACUAUCUGUGAAUCAGUUCACCCCAUUCUUAAGGUUAAGCGCUCAGUGUUUAAGAUUCCCACUAAGGGUCACAUACAACACCCUGGAAUCUGAAUGAGUUCUUUCCUCACUUUUAUUCAGUGAAGAUAAAGAAAAGUAAAAUUUCUCUCAAGGUACAGGUCCUAGAAAAGAAUGACAGAGGAUUUAGUGGGGGUUGUAUUGUUAUGUGGAAAACUUAGACAUGUUAUGUAUGUACAAACUAUUGUAUUUACUGUCAAAUAUAAAACAUUAAUCCCACAAUAAAUAAAUUUUUAAAAAGUUCAA